Molecule: messenger RNA, 7015 nt
Organism: Melanotaenia boesemani (Boeseman's rainbowfish)
Lineage: Eukaryota; Metazoa; Chordata; Actinopteri; Atheriniformes; Melanotaeniidae
Product: electrogenic sodium bicarbonate cotransporter 1-like
Exons: 27
Coding region: 298-3624 (1108 amino acids)
Biological process (GO): monoatomic anion transport; transmembrane transport; regulation of intracellular pH
Cellular component (GO): basolateral plasma membrane; plasma membrane
Molecular function (GO): monoatomic anion transmembrane transporter activity; sodium:bicarbonate symporter activity; solute:inorganic anion antiporter activity
Source: RefSeq, a predicted model, not a curated record
GUCUCCACGCGCUUCCAACGAGCCACUUUCUCCAAGAUGUUACUACGGCACGAGCAGAACAAGUCCAACUAGAUAUGAUUGUGUGUUAUAUGUUGAGCUUGGUUUGUAGAGUCGAAGAAAUAAUCCCAGCGAGAUAGCCGCGGCUCGUUUGCUUCUUUCUUUUACUUUUGAGACGCUUUGAAAGCGCGACAGCAAAAGGUGAAGAUUUCCAAACACCGAGCUUGCAAAACAGCUGGGACCGAAAGAAACGGCUGGUGGAUCCUAGAUUGAUCUGGUUUGAAGAAGAAAAUUGUCACCAUGAGUUCCGACAAGGGCAAAGUGGAGGAUGAAGCUGUCUUGGACAGAGGAGCAUCUUUUGUCAAGCAUGUCUGUGAUGAAGAGGAAGUAGAAGGUCACCACACUGUGUACAUAGGUGUGCAUGUUCCUAAGAGUUACCAUCGGAGGAGACGUCACAGACGCAAGUCUAGCCACAAAGAGAGGCGGGAACGGGCCGAACAAGUAACAGAAGGAUACAAGUAUGAUGGGGAGAAUGUGGAUGAUCCCAGUGCAAAUAUCCUAAAACCUUUAAUUUCUCCAGCUGAGAGGAUUCGGUUUAUCCUGGGAGAAGAAGACGAUGGCCCGCCGCCUCCACAGCUCUUCACUGAGCUGGACGAGCUUUUGUCCGUGGAUGGGCAGGAGAUGGAGUGGAAAGAGACGGCCAGGUGGAUCAAGUUUGAGGAAAAGGUGGAGAAAGGUGGUGAACGUUGGAGUAAGCCUCAUGUCGCUACACUGUCCUUGCACAGCUUGAUGGAGCUUAAAGCGUGCAUUGAAAAGGGCACAGUCAUGUUCGACCUGGAGGCCUCCACUCUACCACAGGUUGUUGAAAUGAUCACUGACAGUCAGAUUGAGGCCGGUCAACUGAAGGCAGACCUGAAGGAGAAGGUCAUGUACACGCUGCUGCGGAAGCAUCGCCACCAGACCAAGAAGUCCAACCUGCGUUCUCUUGCCGAUAUUGGCAAGAGUGUCUCCAGUGCAAGUAGGCUGUUUUCAAGCCAGGAGAAUGCAGCACGCCAGCCCCUCGAGCACCCUGUGCCUUUUUCAACUCUACAAGACUCUGUGGAAUCAUGUGAGGUCAUGAGGAGCUCCAGCAUGGGACACCUCUGUAGCCCAACUACUGCCCACCGGAACCUCACCUCUAACAGCCUGAGUGACUUCUCUGACAAACCAGAGAAGGAUCAGCUGAAGAAUAAGUUCAUGAAGAAAUUGCCCCGCGAUGCCGAGGCAUCAAAUGUGCUAGUUGGAGAGGUAGAUUUCCUUGAAUCGCCCUUUGUGGCUUUUGUGCGUCUGCAGCAGGCUGUUAUGCUGGGGGCUCUCACUGAAGUCCCUGUGCCCACAAGGUUUCUCUUCAUCCUAUUGGGCCCCAAAGGGAAAGUAAAGAGUUAUCGUGAAAUUGGAAGAGCCAUUGCUACCCUGAUGUCAGAUGAGGUAUUCCAUGAUAUCGCCUACAAAGCAAAGGACAGGAAGGACCUGCUGGCUGGUAUUGAUGAGUUCCUGGAUGAGGUGAUCGUCCUGCCUCCUGGCGAGUGGGACCCUGAUAUCAGGAUAGAGCCUCCCAAGUCUCUGCCUUCCUCAGACAAGAGGAAGAACAUGUAUUCUGGAUUAGAGGCACCACAGAUGAAUGGUGACACUCCUCAUGAUACAGGACAUGGAGGAGGAGGAGGUGGGCACGAAGUCGGAGAGGAGCUUCAACGCACAAGAAGGUUUUGUGGGGGUCUCGUCCUGGAUAUCAAGAGGAAGCUGCCAUUUUUUGCCAGUGACUUCUACGAUGCACUGCAUAUCCAGUCUCUGUCCGCCAUCUUGUUCAUUUAUCUGGGCACAGUCACCAAUGCAAUCACAUUUGGAGGCUUGCUUGGAGAUGCGACAGAAAACAUGCAGGGAGUGUUGGAAAGUUUCCUGGGCACGGCACUGACAGGAGCAGUGUUCUGUCUGCUGGCUGGACAGCCCCUGACUAUUCUCAGCAGCACAGGCCCAGUGCUUGUCUUUGAAAGACUCCUCUUCACUUUCAGCAAAGACAAUGGCUUUGACUACCUUGAGUUCCGGCUGUGGAUUGGCCUUUGGUCAGCUGUAUUCUGUCUGGUGCUGGUCGCCACUGACGCCAGCUUCCUGGUGCAGUAUUUUACACGUUUCACAGAGGAGGGCUUCUCUGCUCUCAUCAGCUUCAUCUUUAUCUACGACGCUUUUAAAAAGAUGAUAAAGCUGGCCCACCACAACCCAAUCAACACGGAAUACAAUAUAAACCUUGUCACUCAGUACGGCUGCCACUGCGUUCCAGGUAACUCAUCAGGACCCCUUGAUAUUUCUGCCUGGACAAACAGUACUGACCUGCCAGAGAAUGCCACCUGGGCGUCACUCACCAAAGAGCAGUGUGAGAAGUUUGGAGGGCUGCUGGUCGGAGACGCCUGUAACUACGUGCCUGACAUCACCCUGAUGUCCUUCAUCUUGUUCUUUGGAACCUAUGCCUGCUCCAUGGGUCUGAAGAAGUUCAAGACGAGCAGAUUUUUCCCCACAACAGUGAGGAAGCUAAUCAGUGACUUUGCAAUCAUCUUGACCAUUCUUCUCUUCUGUGGCGUGGACGCCUUUGUUGGUGUGAACACUCCAAAGCUCAUUGUGCCUAGUGAAUUCAAGCCCACGAGUCCACAAAGGGGCUGGUUUAUUCCUCCGUUUGGAGGAAACCCCUGGUGGGUGUAUUUGGCAGCUGCACUCCCUGCCCUGCUGGUCACCAUUCUGGUAUUUAUGGACCAGCAAAUCACCGCUGUGAUCGUCAACAGGAAAGAGCACAAACUCAAGAAAGGGGCAGGGUACCACUUGGACCUGUUCUGGGUUGCCAUCCUGAUGAUAGUUUGCUCUUUCAUGGGGCUGCCAUGGUACGUAGCCGCCACGGUCAUCUCCAUUGCACACAUCGAUUCUCUGAAAAUGGAAACCAAGACGUCGGCACCCGGAGAGCAGCCCAAAUUCCUGGGUGUCAGGGAACAAAGAGUCACUGGUAUCUUGGUGUUCCUGCUGACGGGACUCUCUGUCUUCAUGGCUCCUAUCCUCAAGUUCAUUCCCAUGCCUGUGCUCUACGGUGUUUUCCUCUAUAUGGGUGUAGCAUCACUCAAUGGUGUCCAGUUCAUGGAUCGUCUGGAGCUGCUCCUCAUGCCUGCCAAACACCAGCCAGACCUGAUUUACCUUCGCCACGUCCCUCAGAGACGCAUUCACCUCUUCACCUUCAUCCAAGCCCUGUGUUUGGCACUCCUGUGGAUCCUCAAAUCCACUGUUGCUGCCAUCAUUUUCCCUGUCAUGAUUUUGGCGUUGGUUGCUGUCCGAAAGGCCAUGGACUACGUUUUCUCCCAACACGACCUCAGCUACCUGGAUGAUGUGAUUCCAGAGAAAGAUAAGAAGAAGAAAGAGGAUGAGAAGAAAAAGAAAAACAAAAAGAAGGGAAGCAUUGAUAGUGAAAUGGACUUUUCUGACUACCCCUACCAUGAAAAUAUCCCCACAAUAAAAAUCUCUUUGGAUAUGAUGGAGCAGGAGCCCAUGUUGGGGGAUAAAUCUUUGGAUAGAGAUCAGUCGCAGAUUUUCCUUAACCCCCAUUCACCGUGCUGAGCACUAUUUUAAGUCUCCCUCUGUGUAAUCUUGACAGCGGUUCAUACACAUACGGUUCACCUCGGAUUCGAAUCGACCGGGAGGAUAACGGUUUCCUCUGGAAAAGGGGCUCUGAAACUGAGCUGUGAAAGCACAACAUUGCAAACAUAGCCAUCCUCAUAUCUUUCUACCACAGUGCCGCUUCAUAACGGUAUUUUUAAUAUUAUUGAUGUAAAAAGUUAAAUUCAAAUAGUUAGAUGUGAAUGUAUUAACGUGUUGGUACCAAAUUUUAACGAGGGCUCAAGCAAGAUCUGUUUGACCCUUAUUCAUCUGUGCAAUGUUUUGCAGUAAACACAAAGGGCUACUAAAGUUCAUCUGUAUGCAGUUUUUGCAGGGCAUCAAUGUCUUAUCAAAUCCAUUUUUCAACCAUCAAUUUUAAGAUGCACACUCUUUAAUUAGUUCAUUCUUUAUACUGAACUCUACAUUUAUUCUCACUUUGUACAUAUUAGCAAGAACUCCCCAAAGUUUUCAGCUGAAUAUUUUUUAUAUAAAUUAUACCAAAUAUAAAAGUUUGUCUUCUUAUAAUGUUUUUGGUAGAUUUAUUAUAUUGUUUUUUUUUUAGGGUUUAAAUUGUAACUACUGAAAACUUGAGACAUAAUGGAGGUACUGCAUCCGGACAAAAACACAGAUCCUCCUUUACUUUUUUCAACUACAAGGGCUACACAGUCAUCUAUGCACACAAGCAGACUGUAACUUUGUGUUAAUGGGCAUAUUUAUAUUUAUCAAAUAUUCAUUUAAAGCUCCAUAUUCAUGUCUUCAUGAUUCGUCUCAGUUUGAUAACAUAGACUGGAAUUUCCUUUUUUUUAUUCUUCCUUUUCUCCCCUUUUUAACUAUAUUUAUUAUAUUUAAACUCACAGCAAAACACAUUUUUGGCUGAAUUUAACGAAUGACUUUAAUGUCACCUGUGGUGGGUAUCUUGAAAAUAUUUUCGCCAUCAUCGGUAUCCACUUAGUUGUCUUUUCCCUGUUUUCGGGAGUUCUAGAUUUAUGAUACCUUUAUGUAGCUCUACCUCUGAUUCUAUCUAGGUACCAGGCAUAAUAUGUAUACUGCAUCUGUUGUGUAAUGAGUUGUGAUCAAACACUGGUUUGAGCUUAUCACUUUUAAACUGGCACUGUUAAAGGAUCUCUGAAUCUUCAUUUUUAGUUUCCUUUUGUUCUGUGACUCUUACGAUAUUGUAUUUUUGUUUCUUUGUCAAUAUGAAAUAACUGAAAUUCAACUGCAAUGUUUUGAAGGGUAAUUCAACUGCAAUUUCCACAAAAUGCUCUAUAAGUAGUUUUUUUAAUGACUAAAACUUGCAUUAUUCAAGUAAUAAAACCAAUUCUUUCUUGAUUUGUUUAAAUUUAAUUUAAUAAUAAAUCUAAUUUAUUUUAGGUGGGGUGGAAAGUGUAUUUUAAUGCAUUUUGUGGAUGCAAUGUGACAACCAACUCCAUCCUUCCUAGAAAUCUGUUUUUGGAUAAAUCUUUAGUUUUAAAAUGCUAUUUUAUCUAGUGGCUGUUAAUGUUAUGUUUAAUCUUCAAGUACUUCUCUGUAUUAAAUGAUGUAACUCUGUUUUUUUUUUAUUUAUUAUUAAUGCAAAUGAAAAAUGACUGUGAGAGAUGUGCUACAACUCCUAGUUGUGGAGGAAGUGGAGGAAGGACCUUUUUAUGAGAUACUACAGUCAUUGCAUUAUCUAUAUUCCAUUUAGCAAUGAAAUGCACAAUGUUUAAUGUCUUAGAUUAGUCAAAUUACUUGAUUAUGCUUCUGUUGCAGGUUGAAAUGCACAUUGGUACCAAGUUCUAUUGAUGUAAGAUACUAAUGCAUAUCUGAGUGUAAGGAGUCACAGUCAUUUGAAAUAUACACAUAUAAUCCCGCAACAAUAAGAACAUACACAAUCAGUUUAGUUUCUGAUCAGUUUUGCAAAAGAUUUUGAUUAAUCCUUUCAUAGUCAAAAUGUGAAGCUCAAGACUGUUAAAGUUGCUGUGACCCAAAAAGCACACUGUCUUCCAAUCUGUAAUCUGCACAUCUCAUCCUUUUUAGCUUUCUGGUUACGAUUCUGUUAUUGUUGUAUUUUUGAUGCAUUAAUGCUGAAACCAAUUUUAUACAAGUAUCUUAUGUGCUCAAAUAACCAUAGGUUACUCAGAAGGAAGAAAUUCUCAUUGUUUUUCUAUAAAAUAGGUUAAAAUGAAAACAAUAAAAAAAUUCCAAAUGAUUCUUUAAUAAGUUGUUGUGUUUUAUUUACUCAUGUGUUAAAAUGGAUCUACUGAUGGAGUGCUAUAAAAAUAUCUGUAUAUUGAUUUUGGUGACAUAAUAUGUAGUCCUUUUCUUUUCGUCUUUUCUCCUAUAAUAAUUUCAGCUUAUUCACAUGUGGCUUUACAGACUAGAAAUAAAGGUUUUAAACCCACCAGUUUAUCACCAUUAAAUGACUCUCUUGGAGUGCUUCACAGGUCGCAGUAAGUCAAGUAAAGCUGUAUGACAGGUGCAUUAGCUUUUGAUGAAAUGCUCAUUUCAGACUCGUUCAGUUCUUUCUUUAGAAAUCACCUAAAAUGUUCACAGCAGACAAGUUAGCAAAGCUAAUCUGCUCCGAAAUCCAUGAAGAGCAGGUUUGUGUGAAAUGUGUAGACUUCUGUAUGUAGCAGUCAUUUUUUAAAAGAUUAAUUUGGCUGAAGACAAAAUCAUUACAACCUGUGGUUGGUGUUCAGUGUCUCUGCAAAGAUAAGAAAGACAAACCACAAAGUUUCCAUGAUCAUGUGACUUGAGUCGGCUCUAAUUAAGCAAAUUGCCUCAUUAGUCACUGUUCUCACUGCCAAGAGGCAAAAAUGUGUAAUUAUUAACUCCUCCUUGGUGUGAGAGAGACUUUUUUUUUGCUUCUGACAUCUGCCCAAGUUAAUGUUAAUGGAUAUUACAUAUGUUCAAGUAACUGACAAUAAUUAUAGCAGCUUUAAACCGCAUCAAGACUAACUAUCAAGCAUGAACCUUUGUUUCACAUAACAAAUUUGUUCUCAAAUGUUACAAAUAAAAAAUGUAAGUUACAUUCAUAGUAUAUAUUUAUUGCAUUUAGCUGUCAUUUAUGCUCAUGUUAUGCAUAUAUGUCAACAUUUCAGUGCGCAAAAGGUCAAGUACCGUACAUACUGUAUCUUGAACAUGUGUUAAAUUGACAUAUUUUGUCUCAAGGGGGCAGUGGUGACCCUUCUCAACCUGCAGCAGCCCAGCCCUUUCUCAAUAUGCAGACGUAAAAGUUAUGUUUGGUACCAUUCUCAGCAGAAAUGCUGAUAUAUGACAAAGAAUAAUAAGAAAACCUUUAUUAGUCCCUCAGUGGGGAAAUUGCUUUGUUGCGACAGUACAGGUGAAGUAAGCAGAAGCAUGCAGGUGAUAU